AUGGUUCUGGUCUCCAUAACUACCAAAGCAGUAGAACAAUGUUGGUACAGCAACAUUGUCCAGUUAACAGCAGAGUUAAGAAGGUUGAGUACCAUUGCAAUUGAAUUUCUGAACUCUUCCUCUCUCCUCCUCUUUGCAGAGGAAUCCAACAAGAAGCACCCAUUCCCUUGCCCAACUUCAUACCGCACAGCCCUGACCUACUAUUUGGAUAUCACUAAUCCACCACGUACAAAUGUUCUCUAUGAGUUGGCACAAUAUGCCACAAAUGCCAGUGAGCAGGAGCACCUGCGCAAGAUGGCUUCCUCCUCUGCUGAAGGCAAGACUUUGUAUCUCAGCUGGGUUGUUGAGUCCCGGAGGAAUAUCCUGGCUAUCCUGCAGGACACACCUUCUCUGCGGCCUCCUAUUGACCACCUUUGUGAACUGCUUCCCCGUCUUCAAGCUCGCUAUUACUCCAUCGCUUCUACAUCCAAGGUAAACCCAAAUUCCAUCCAUAUCUGUUCUGUUGUUGUGGAGUACACCACCAAAACGGACCGAGUAAACAAAGGAGUGGCUACUAACUGGCUGAAGAACAAGCAACCCAAUGAGAAUGGGCACAAAUCCACAGUGCCCUUGUAUGUCCGGAAAUCCCAGUUCCGGCUGCCCUUCAAACCGAACACUCCUAUCAUCAUGAUUGGGCCAGGCACCGGGAUUGCUCCCUUCAUCGGUUUCAUCCAGGAGCGGGGUUGGCUCAAACAACAAGGCAAGGAGGUUGGGGAGACUGUGCUGUAUUUUGGCUGCCGGCACGAGAAGGAGGACUACAUCUAUAAGGACGAACUUGCCAAAUUUGUCAAAGAAGGAGCCCUUACUCAACUCAAUGUCGCUUUCUCAAGGGACCAGCCAGAAAAGAUUUAUGUGCAGCAUUUGCUCAAAAAGAACAAGGAGCAUGUCUGGAAGUUGAUCAGUGAAGGAAAUGGUCACAUCUACGUGUGCGGUGAUGCACGCAACAUGGCUCGGGAUGUGCAGAAUGCCUUUUACGAGAUUGUAGCUGAAUAUGGCAAGAUGGACCACCAGCAGGCUGUGGACUAUGUCAAGAAACUGAUGACCAAGGGCCGCUACUCCUUGGAUGUCUGGAGUUAGGGGGCACUUACUGCAGCAAAGAGGGGUGACUGCAGGUGGCUGAUGAAGAGCAGGGCAAGGACUCAUCAUUCUGCCUCCAGGGAACCAUGCAUACCUUGACUUUCUCUAGCUCCUACCCAUUCCCUGACUGUUCGGCAGGGUGAAUUUAGUGGGCUUUGGUUUUCUGUGGCAAGAUCUAAUCGCAUUGAGCUAGACUCUCAGAGCAGUGGAGAAGCACCAGCAUGCCUGUCUCUCUCUCUUUCUUUCUUUGGUUGGUUGGUAGCUGCUACAGGACAUAUCUGAGGGUGGGUUUCCCACCCCUUCCUUACCCAACAGCCCCCCCCUUUUUUUUGAAAAAAAAGGGAACUCCCUUUUUGUCUCAUCUCACAGGCAUCUGUGCUCUGGUGGAAAUGGUGCUUAGAUGACCUUGGUCCUUCAAACACUGUCUCUUUUAGCCUUAUCAUCAACAGGCUGGGGUCCUUCCUGGGCUGUACUGAAGAAUACAGUGGCAACGGUUUUCAUUUUGGUCAGCAGCUGGUUGUUGGGAUUCACGUGGGAUGGGCGCCAGGAAAAUGUCUGAAGAGGCGGCAGAAGGAAUCAUUUGGAAGGCAAGUGAUAGCAGCAGUGGGUUUACACGAAGAAACCAGUAAAAAUGAAGCUCUCAUCUUCCUGUGUGGAAGGCAUGCUUGGAGGGUGAUGGUGGAACUAGAUGCUAUGCCUCAGCAUGGACCAGAGAGGAACCUGCUUGUGAUAUUUCACUUCCUUUGUUCUUCCCCUCUUGGGGGAAAAACUCAUUUUACCUGAAUCUGAGCUCUCUCCAAACCACCCCUUCUAUUUCUCCCUUGCUUUGUCCCUAACUGAACCAGAUCCUACCUAGACUGAGCCUGAUCCCAUUUCUGAUGCCUUCAGUCCCGUGCUCCUGUUCUGGACACAAAUUUGCCUCCCGCCGUUUGACUCACCCUGUUGAAGCUGCAUUCUGGUGCCUAAUGACAUGUGUUUGGAAACUGGCCAGGCAGCCUGAAUACUGAUUGUACAUAAUUUUAAGGCGACUCGUUCUUGAAAUAAAAUAACCUCUGAUUCUUUUGUUCUG
Messenger RNA from Thamnophis sirtalis, 2185 nucleotides. The record is from RefSeq and is a predicted model, not a curated record. NCBI's taxonomy places the organism in Eukaryota, Metazoa, Chordata, Lepidosauria, Squamata, Natricidae.